Molecule: messenger RNA, 6784 nt
Organism: Prorocentrum cordatum
Lineage: Eukaryota; Dinophyceae; Prorocentrales; Prorocentraceae
Source: the annotation of a GenBank genome assembly
GGCAACAUUCAUCCACUUCGAGGGGGCGAGGAACGCCAGCUCGCAGCGGCGCGCCAUGGCGAUGCCUCCCCGCACGGGGGUUGUCUACGUGCUCGGCGCCGCGGAGCACUCUUCCGACGUCGGGGGCCCCCUCGCCGCCGCCGCGGGCGCGGCGCCGGCCUCGCCAGACUUCGUCGUCGCGCUGCAGAGCCCGGAGCAGAACGAGGCCGCCCCGCCUGUGGCCCGCGGGGAUUCCGCCGAGCCGAACGCCGAGGAGCCCCCUGCGGAUGUCGCCCCCUGCCUCGCCGCCGCGCGCGCGGCGCCGGCCUCCUCGUCGGGCGAGUCAACGGGGCGCAGCGGUGAUGCCCCGUCUGCGCCCGUUGACGGCGACGGCGGCUUCCCGUUGCCCAUGUCGCCGCAGACGCGCAACCGCCUCGUGCGCGAGCUGAAGCACAUCAACGAGAAGUUCCUGGGCCCGCCGGCGCGCGGCUACCGGGCGAACGCCGCUGGCACAGUGGUCAAGACGACGGGGGGGCUACUGGCAGUGCCGCCUGCGAGGCUGGAAGCGUGGUGGCGCAUGCGCUGGCAGGGGGGCGCCUCCGACGCGGGCGCGGCGGCGCCGAAACCCAGCCCGAAGAAGCCCAAGCCUGCGUCGCGGUCGGCGAAGUCCCGUCGGCGCAGGGCGUCUGCUCGCGACUGCAGCACUUGCAGCCUUUCCAACAUCGAUGCGUUCGACGAGAUCCUCGCGGAGUCUGCUGCCCCCUGCACGACGCUGACCCUGGUCGCCCUUGCGACUCGCCGUCGCGAUGCGCCUUCCCGCCGGAGCGGCGCGAGGGCGAGGGGGCGCGGCGCCGGCGUCGACGGUGGCGCGCCGAACGAGGAGAUGGCCGAUUCGGCGCGCGGAGACGCGCCUUCUGGAGGCGUGGAUGCGGCGUUCGAGCAGGCCCCGGUCAAGUCCGUCGCGGGCCCGAACGGGGGGGAGGCGGCCGCGUCGGCGCUCGCGGGCGCGUCCGCCAGAGGCAGGGGCGCGGCGCCCGACCUGGACAUGGCGGACUUCGUCGAGGAGCCGAAUCAGGACUUGGCGGCGUCGGCGCCCGGGGGCGCGCCCCCCCGAGGCGAGGGCGCGACGCUGAACCAGGGCUCGGCGGAGUCCGUCGAGGAGCCGAACCAGGGCUCGACGGCAUCGGCGCCCGGAGGCGCGUCCGCAGGGGGCGAGGAGGGCUCGCCCAGGCCAUCCCCGGCGGGUAUUUUCAACGAGCUGAGCAUGAGGAUGGCCGAGUCGGCGCUCGAGGGCAUGUCCGCGGGGGGGAACUGGGCGACCUUCGUGCGCAGCCUGGGCGAGAUCAUCCAGCAGGCCGGGGCCCUGGAGAAGCGCUAUGGGGCAAUUUCCUGUCGCUUGAUUGACCUGCUCCGGACAGUGCCCGACGUCGUCAGCGAGAGCAUCCCGGUUGAUUGGGCGGGCGCCCCCUGGUGUUCAGUCGGCGGCAUCGGCGCGCCGAUCGGCGAGAUGAACCUCGCCACCACGCCCCAGUACCAGCGCGUCCUGAAGGAGCGGCUGGAGCGCGCCGGGGGGCGUGACCUGGUCAUGGACGCAGAAGCCCGCAGGAGGGGCGAUUUCCCGGAGGAGUUGUCCGACUGCGAGAACCCGCGCCGGCCUUCGACGCGCCGCCGCUGCCGCAGGAGGGGUGCGAGCCAGGGGCUCCGGAGGCGCAGGUGCGCGCGGGGGGCCGCUGCGAUCGGCAUGGGCGGUUCAGACAAGCUGCCGCCGUUCUCCCACCUCGGGGCGGACUUCGACCACAUCGAACGCCCGCGCGCCCAGUGCGCUUUCACCGCGGCGCAGGUAGAGCUGCAUCACGCGUCCAGGCACAUGACUUGCGAUCAGUUCUUGCAGGAUAAGGACACCCUGGAGCAGAUGGCCGGCAGGAGGGCCGCGUUGCUGGCAUGGUUGAUGUGGGAGGAGGGCAGUUGGAGGUCCGAUUUCGGUGCCCGGGCGGAACGUUUCCUGGCGGCGAUGGGCCACCCGCUCUGGCAGCACGUGGAAGUUCAAAUGAUGCGCAGCACCGGCGAGCUGGAUGAGGAUGACAGGCCCGCGACUCCGGACCCCAUGCUGCCGGACGUCAGCAAGCCGGCGUGGGAGCGCAUUGUGCAGGAAUGGCGCUGGGCCAUGUCGCGAGACGUGGGCGCAGCGCCGGUGGGCGGAGCGACGCUCGCAGCGGCAGAGAGGCUCGGAGGUUGGCCGAGGGGGUCGGGCCCAGCCAUGCGUAGCGCCCGCGUGCUCUCCCAGGACGGCAAUUGCAUACCGCUAUCGUACGCCGUGCUGUCGGGCGACUUCCGCGGCGCCAUCCACUACUGCCAGCGGUUUCCCGCUCGUCUGAGAGCUGGCGGGGGAUCGGACUGCGAGAGCGAGCCGGGUCCAGUGGGCGCCGAGGCGAAGGAGGCGGAGGCGCCCGCCGUGGCACUGACGCAAGAGCUGAGCGGGCUUCUUCCUUCGGACUUGGAGAGCGAUUUCCCUGGCCAGGCCGGUGACGGCGCGGCCGCCGCGGGGGAGGGGGCGGCGUCUGCCGCGGCCCCGAGCGCGCCCGCCGCUCCGCCCAGCGGCCACGCCCGCCAAGCCGGCGCAGAAGCCCGGGAGGAGAAGCCGACCGCGCAUAGCCUGACGAAACAUCUCGACGAGCACUUCGGGAGACACGUCGGCGCGGCGAAGUGCGAGGUCAUCCUCCAGUACUUGGUGGACCUUGAUUUGAGCGUGGACGACAGCAUGCUCCUCCAGGCGGAAUGCGUGUACCUCUACUUCGAGUUUGAGGAGCGCAGCCUCUUGUACCGCGUCAGCCACGGCGCCUGGCACACGUGGGGCGAGCAGGGCUGGGCGCUGAAAGACGGCCCGAAUCGCGUUAUGGAGCACAUGCAGACGGGUUUCUUGAAGGCCGCGAGGGAGGUUCGGAAGCUUGCCAGGCAGCGGAAGUCCUUCCCGCCGAACGAGGACGACGAGGAGCACAUCCGCACGGCGUUCCUGGACAAGCUCGUCGCGGCGGUGGAGGGCAAGGGCACCGUGAAGGCGUUGAUGGACCUGUGCGCCAUCUUCUUCAUGCUGGACCCCGUGUUCGACACGAAUCCAGAUAUAUUUCAGUGCCGCAGCUGCGUGCUCGAUCCGGCGAAGAACUGUUUCAGGGAGUCUCGUCCGUCGGACAUGACCAACAGAAGUUCGUCCGUGGCGAUUCCGAAGGCGUGGUUGGAGGAUCCGCCCCAGGUCAUGCCGCAGUCGAUCCAGCAGAGAACCCUGGUCUGGAACUCGCUCUGGAGCAGCUGGCAGAGGGGCGAAGAAGGCGUUUUCCACCCGGGUGAACAUUAUGACGAGCUGGGGGACUGCGACCACGAGAGUUUCGAUUUCUUCAGAUACCUCGUGGCGCGGCUGCUGGGAGGCCGCCCGCUCCAGAAGGUGGCCAUGCCGUUCUCCGAGCGCAGGCGGAACAGCAAGGGGCUGUUGGAAAGGAUGUUGGAGAGCGUGUUCGGAAGCUACUACGCCCUCGUCAAGAACACGAUCUUCCUGGAAGGGGCACGCGUCGCGGCCACGAGCGAGCCGCCCGAGCAGCCGUGGAGUUAUUCAACGUUCAAGAACAAGGUCUCCCGCGACAAGGUUCCGCGCCGCGGCUGCAACGGCAAAGUCGUGGAGAAGCACUCGCCCACUUUCACGUUCUGGUUCUCGACGAACGCCGCGGUGCGCUUUGCCGCCCCCCCGAAGAACUCGGAGAAGGACCAGAUCUUGGUGCUGAGAAUGCUGAACAAGUUUGUGGACGAUGGCGAAAAGUUCACUUCGCCGAGGCAGUUCCGCAAGGAUCCCAAGAUCGAGGACCGGGCCACGACGAGGCAGAAAGUGAAGAACCUUGACGAGCUGGUGGACCAGGGAACCAAGACCAGUCGUUUCUGGGUGGAGAAGUGGUUCAGCACCGAGCAGAUGGACGAGGGCGAGCCGGGGGGGCCGUCCGCGCCAGUACCCGUCGAGGUACUCGAGCAAGCAGUGCAGACGUGCAAAGAGGACCACGCGAGGUGGUCAACGAAAGGGGCAGGUCGCGUCGUUCCCGAGUGGGAAAUCACAAAGGAGAGGUCCGAGGGCAGAAAGGGCGAGCGCUUCUUGGAAAUACAGAAAGUCAUCAGGAAUGCCGGAAGAGUCGGGGCGACGCUGGCGAGGGUGACCUCGUACCUCUCCCGAAAGAAGCAGCCCCAAAAGGCAGUCGAGCUGCUGCCGCUGGACGUCGCGCUGUACGACGCGAUCAUCUCCGACGCGGACGGGUGCCGGGCUUUCAUCACGGCGUGCGCGUCCGCGCGCCCCCCGACGCCUGCCCACACCUUUGCGUGCCGCGUGCACUCUGUCGUCCACGUGGAGAGCCUGGCCGUCGAGGCCGCGAGGAUCGCGGCCGACCCCGACGCCGAGCCGGAGGAGCACGCCAGGUGCGCAUCGUGGAUGCGGCGCGCAUGGGAGGAGGGGCAGGAGUUGAAGGUGGGCUCGUCGCGCUUCCAGUGGCUCGACGAGGAGCGCCGUCAGCUCGAAGGCGUCGGUCGAGCAUGCGCCCCCGCACCGAGUUGCCAAGCUGCUCGUCGCUCGGCGCGCGCGUCCAGCUGGGGGAAUUUGCCGGUCGCGGAGUGGGACUUGUGGGAGCUGCGCCAGGUCGCCCCGGCGGAGGACGUGAGGGAGAGCUUCGGGCAGAUCGCGAGGUGCGUCGCGUCGCCCGCUGUGUGGCGAGGGAAGAUCGCCGAGUACUGCGGCAUCAGCGUGGACCAGGCCAAGCAAUCGUUGAAUCGCUUGGUGCGUCCUCGAGGCAGGUGCCGCCUGGGCGACGAGUGGGAGCCGGGCGCCGGGGACAGGGGCUACCAUUUCUUGCCGUGCGUGCUGGACUCCGAGAACGCCGCGCUGGGAUUCCUGCUUGACUUCCAGUUCUACCACAACAUUCAGCCCGUGUGCCUCUGCUUCGACGCUACGGCGUCAGACGCGACGUUCGCCGCCGGCGGUGUCCGCAUCAAGUCUUCGCGCGCCUCCAAGGGGCAGUCCGCCCAGGACGACGCGUCGGCUAGCCUGGCGUUCUACCGGUUCGUCGGCAAGCGGUCUCCACAGGCCGCCAACGAGGCCGUCUACGCUCAGUGCUUGGCUGCAGGAAACAAUUGCGUUCCGUGGUCGUUCCUCGCCCUGUCCCAGCAUCUCGUGCACUCUCAGAAGUUCCUUGAGUUCGCUUUCUCUCCUGGCCCCCACAGCAACGCAGACGCGGCCGACGCGGCGCGGGAGUUCCACUCGCUGGAUUUAGUGGGCCACGUCGACCUGCAGUCCCUCGAGCCUGGCGGGUGCGUCCCCCCUGCUCGCGGAGAUCCUGGCCACGGCGACCGGCUGGUGAUCUCCUCCAACGAGCCGCCCGUGGUUCUCCUGCGGGGCGCGGGCGGCGCCCCAGAGCCCUGCGUCGUGGACCUGGCCACGCAGCGCUGCGACGUCGCCCGGGCUUCCCGCGGCCCUGCGACCGACGGGCGCGACGUUCGCUCGGACGAGCGUCUCCGCGAGAUGGCCGGCGCCGAUGGCGAGGGCGAGGCCCUGCCCCCCGCGGUCGACGACGAGGGCGAGGGCGCCCCAGGCGAGGGGGAAGACGACAAGAUGAAGGAGGGGGACCAGGCGUUCUGGGAGUCGCUGAAGAGGGAGUGUCGGGAGUAUCUGGACCUGUGGGAGGGCGGCGGCUCGCUGGAUGCCCGCGCGUGCAAGAAGUGCGCGUUCUGGGCGUUGGCGGAGAGAAGAAAUUUGGUGCACCACGUGAAGACCUAUCACACGGAUGAGAGGGUGCACUCGGCCUGCAGCAUGGACGCCCAGCUCAAGUUUGCCCGGGCGAUCUUCAAUCAGCGGCGGUCCAACGAGCUUCAGCUCGUCACGGUGUGGACACAGAGCGGGGCCGCGAUGAAAUUGAAGUGCCAGACUGGGGAUGCCCGGCGCCUGAGCGCCAAGGUGUAUUACACGGCCGGUUUCCAGGACCUGAUCACGUCAAUCGUCCUGCGCCGCAAGUUCCACCUCGCGACCGUCCUGCAGGACCUCGUGGCGCUCUGGGCGCCGGACAACUGGGCGACGUUGCUGUUCGGGAGGCAGGCCCAAGAGUCGAUCUGCGAGCUCGUGGAUCACAUCUUCACCUCCCCUGAGAGCGGCGUGGUUUCAAUGGCGAAGCAGGUCGUUGACGCGGCAGUGGCGAACGGGGAGUUCAAAUGCAUCAGUCACGACGCCACGUUCAAAGCCGCGUUUUCCAUCAUCGGGCAGACGCCCAUGUCGCAGAAGGCAGGCGAGGUUCACGCGCUCCACACUUUCGUGGCGCAGUCUGGGCUUUGUUUAGGAUGGACAGCGCUGUCAUGGCGAGUGCUGAAGCUGCACAAGAAGUUCCAGUGCCCCGCGCCGCCGGAGUGGGACAUUUUCCGCGGCGAGCACAAGCCCAUUUCCGAGUGGGACAAGGUUCGGCCAGGACGAGUGUUCACCGAUGCCCAGUGGGCGGCGUACAUCGAGAAGCCGUUCACCAGCGUGCGCGAAUACAUCGGGGAUCUGGAGGGGGUGUCAGUGCUGGUGCACCUUCAACGCGCGGGUUUGCACUUCUAUUACACGCAGAACGUGUCCGUGUUCAGGCGCCCGCACCCGGACGUGCUGAAGAGCACGAUGCGGAACGAGGCCAUCCAUCGCCAGGUGAAGGACUGGGGGCGCUGCGUGUAUCAGUGCCACCGGGAGCGCAUCGUCCUCGGGGGCAUGAUCUUCGGCAUCUACAAGGCGCUCGCGCACUCCUGCAAGCAGGGCACCAUG